CACCUGAAUCAAGCACGACUGUUUUCUCGUAAUGAAUCGCACAUUCAUCAUUAGUGUCAUUACGUCGUAACCUUUCUGAAAGACAACAUCCACACUUGUUGCCUUUAGAAAUAAUUUUAGCAGGUCAAUAACUAAAGUACAGACAUGAAGGCACAAAGCAAGGGUACGAAGGAUACAGACUCAGACGUGGAGAGUAUCGGUUCUGGAAGUCUGUCCAAAAAGGAUGAAAUCCUAUACAAAGAUAUGACAACAAAUCAGAAAGUCAAGUUUGUCUUCGUACAAAUAUUCAAAUUGUUAUCUUUCCUUGCCUGCUUGUACGUCUUUAUUAUUUCCCUUGGUUUACUGGAAUCUGGUUUUCAGCUCUUGGGCGGUAAAACUGCUGGGAAAGCUUUCAACAGCGGUGUUCUCUCGAACCCACUGGCUGGAUUGAUGAUUGGUCUCCUGGCCACAGUAUUGGUCCAGAGCUCCUCAACUUCCACCUCCAUUGUCGUCACUAUGGUAGGAUCUAACAUAAUUCCUUUAGAGAAAGCUGUUUAUAUUGUCAUGGGAGCUAAUAUAGGCACGUCAGUCACCAAUAUAAUUGUCUCCCUUGCACAAAUAAGUGAUAGGAGCGUCUUCAGAAGGGCUUUCACGGGAGCUACCGUACACGACAUGUUCAACUGUUUGGCAGUGGUUGUUCUCUUACCGCUAGAAAUCGCCGUGGGCUACCUGAGCUGGCUCUCAGGUCUCCUGGUCGACUCAAUGGGCCUGAAAGCUGGGAGUGGAAACAAAGCUCCAGACAUGCUGAAAGCAAUCACUAAGCCAGUUAUCAAUGCUAUAGUCCAGAUCAACGAAGACGUUAUCAAAGACGUCGCUAAAAACGUCAACGCGACUGGCAACGUCCUGAAAAUAUGGUGCAAAAGCCAAGUCCGAGAGGUGGACACAGCCAUCAACCACCACGACAACGUAGAGGUCAACUGCAGCGACACCAGUCUCAGCGGCUCACUGCGUCAUCUCUGUGAUGAGAUCAAUGCAGGUGUGACCAUGGUCAAACUUACUGCUGAGUGGGACACCAAGGAUGUGAUCAACCAAACAGUGAAUCUCGAAAGAUGUAAAAGUCUGUUUUCACUGACCGAUCUGAACGACGCCUCUGUAGGAGCCAUCAUCCUCAUCGGCUCUUUGUUACUUCUUCUACUCGCCUUGUUCCUGAUUGUCAAGAUUCUCAACUCAAUGCUCUCAGGGUCCGUCACCAAAGUGAUCAAAAAAUUUAUCAACGCGGACUUCCCGGGACCUUUCGCUUACUUCACGGGCUACGUAGCUCUAAUGGUGGGCUGCGGAAUGACCAUGAUCAUCCAAAGUAGUUCCGUCUUUACCUCAACACUGACCCCAAUGGUUGGCCUGGGGAUCGUGUCUGUCGACAGAAUGUACCCCAUGACAUUAGGCUCUAACAUAGGGACAACAAUUACAGCUAUUUUCGCUGCGCUCUCCCAGAGCGGUGAUAAGAUUAGGCUAGCCAUGCAAAUAGCCUUGUGCCAUCUCUUUUUUAACAUUACGGGCAUUGCAAUCUUUUAUCCUAUCCCGUAUCUCAGAUGGCCCAUCGUUCUCGCAAAGAUUCUUGGCAAAAUAACUUCAAAGUACAGAUGGUUUGCCAUAUUCUACAUCAUCCUCAUGUUUAUAAUUAUUCCUGCUAUCGUCUUUGGACUGUCGAUGGCUGGCUGGAUCUACCUCGGAGCUUUCGGAGGACCAGUUGUACUGCUUUUAAUCGUCGUCAUCAUUAUCAACAUCCUACAAAAGAAAAAACCGAAGUUUCUGCCAAGCAAACUCCGCACCUGGGAGUUUCUCCCCUUGUGUUGCCAUUCUUUAAAGCCUGUAGACAAUUUAAUAGCAAGAGCCUUUACAUGCAAAUACUGUACAAAAUUACGCCAAACUUCCGAUGCUGACAACUCGCUGGAAAUGACAGUAGAAAUAAAACAGAACGGAACUUCACCAUUGAAAAGGAAGUCAGAAGAUUCUUCCGAACAUUCACAAGACAGUGAACUUCAGUCAGUGACCGCGAUCAAAUCCAAUGAUGAUUUGGCAACUUACAGACUUUAAAAAGAUAAAAAGGUUUUGUAACAAAAGUGCUAUAACUUUGUUUAAAAGGGAUUGAGUGUAUUUGUAACAUGGGCAUAGCCAGGACGUUUUUGUAGGGGGUUGGGGGGCUGAUUUUUUCCUCCCCACCCCUCGCCAUGUGUGUGUGUAUACAUAAUCUGUAUUAUAUUCCGACUCUUCAUUCUUUCGGAAGAAGUUUAUAGGGGGGGGGAUUUCUUUUCGGGUGUUAAACCCCAUCUCCUCCAUCCCCGGCUACGUCCAUGAUUUUUAAGGUGGGGAGGUUGAAGACCAGCUUGACAUCGAUCAAAUAAACAGAUUCAAAGAGUGGCGAUGUUAAACAAAAAAGUCACAAUGUUUUUGAUUCAAAGAAAUUGUUUUUUUCUUAUUUAAUGAGAAUACAAUAUGCACUCUUUAGAAACUCUUUAUUAUCCACAUUUAACAACGCCUUUUUCUUAUAUUGUUUAUUAUGUUUUGAGAUCUAAACUGAAGCUGAUUUAGUUCAAAAUAUUCAUAAUCAAGCAACUUUGAUUUUAUAUACAUGUAUAUAUGCCAUUUGCACAAGUUGUACCAACCCUUUUUCUUAGACGCCUGAUUAACAUCAUAAGUGAGGCUGAUUUAGUUCAAAAUAUUCAUAAAAAUCAAAUCAAACAACUUUGAUUUAAUAAACAUGUAUAUAAGCCAUUUGCGCACGUUGUACCAACCAUCUACAAUAGCCCAAUUAACAUCAUAUCUAUCUAUUUUUCUUUGUUUGAUCAACAGCAAAGAUUAGACUGCACGGCUAUUUUGAAGCAUGCAGAAAGGAAUUGAUUAUAAUUCUGUGCAUUCGUUCUUGGAACGUUAAAACUUGAUACUUAAACUAUUUAAACACAUUGCAUAAACUACGAAGAAAUGUUAUAAUCAAUUAUUUCAAAGUUUCAGCAUGGCAUUCAGUGUGUAUGUUUCAUUGUAUAAAGCAUUGUGUAAAUGUUAUUAUAGUGUAAAUAGAUACAUUUUGGGAUGUAUUUAUCUGUGAAUGUAUAUAUGAUUUUGUAUUUCAAAAUGUAAUUUGUUAAAAUGUAUUUUUUAAUCUGAUUGCCUUCGUUCAAAGCAUUAUUUUUGUAACAUAGUUUUUCAUUUCUUUAAUUAAUACAUAUCUUAAAAGUCUCUAAAUGAGAUAUUUGAAAUGCGAACACACUUUAAUUAAUUCAUAUACAUAUAUAUAUAUAAAUAUUCUGAUAUUAGUUAUUUCAAAAAAACAUUUUUGUUUUGUAUUUUAUAUUCAUUGUAAAAAUAUAUUUUAUCUCCUAUGAAGGUAAAUAAUUGUUCAAACUCGACAUUAUAAAUACACGCAGUGAGAAAGUCUUUUGGUGGCUCUAGAGGAUUCUGUUGUUUAAUCUGGCCAAGAUUCUACAUCGUUAGUUCAUAGACUCAGUGGCGGCGUUAGAAGUACGAGGGGCGUUGUUUCCCGAUAAUGGGUGUCAACUGUAUGUGUGUAGAAUCACGGAAGUCAUUGCCCAAACCUGCUAGAGGGCGUCAUGGGCAGCCAGUAUUUAAGCCCUAGAUCAUUGCUAAGGCCGAGACCAGUCCUUAUAGAAGGCCUGAACACUGACCUGCGACGUCUGAACCUGUGGACAGUCUAGAGUCUAGACCAAUAGCGUGUUGCCGCGUCACAGUUCGUGUCGUCAGACCUUUGUUAUUUCUAGUGUUUAAUAUACAGCAUCCAAUAGAGCCAAUAAUUGAGACAAAGUUACAUCUCUAUGAG
Messenger RNA from Biomphalaria glabrata, 3811 nucleotides. RefSeq names its product sodium-dependent phosphate transport protein 2B-like. The coding region runs from base 145 to 2073 and encodes 642 amino acids. The transcript is spliced from 8 exons. Gene Ontology annotation, molecular function: sodium:phosphate symporter activity. The record is from RefSeq and is a predicted model, not a curated record. NCBI's taxonomy places the organism in Eukaryota, Metazoa, Mollusca, Gastropoda, Planorbidae. Gene Ontology annotation, biological process: sodium-dependent phosphate transport. Gene Ontology annotation, cellular component: membrane.